AUGCCACCAAAGCCGACCCUCAACGUCAACCAUCUCGCCUUGUCUGUACCUGACAUUGGCGCGGCAGUCGAUUGGUACACGAGCGUGUUUGGAUUCACCAUGAUUGGCAGCGUGAUGGAAGUGAACAAGAACAGUCCAACAGGCCCGGUCAUCUCGUCUAUCUACGGAGAAGAAUUCGAACAAGUCAAACUCGCAAUCCUGACCUCCGCCAACGGCGUGGGGCUGGAGAUCUUCGAGUUCGUCCGGCCCAAGUACAACGGCCCCGAGCGGCGCGUCGACUGGUGUCCCGACACGUACACGAGAGGGGGCGUCUUUCAUUUCUGCUUCACCGUGGCGAAUGUGGAGGAGACGGCACGGAGGGCGAUCGAGAGCGGCGGGAAGAAUGUCGGCGUCCUUGUCGAGCCGGCGGAGGGGGAGCAGGCCUUCUUUGUCCAGGACCCUUGGGGAAAUGUCAUCGAGCUCCUGAGUUGUAGCUUCGAUGUGCUUUUCCUGAAGAGACUCGGUGGAUAG
This is a messenger RNA of Fonsecaea nubica, 510 nucleotides long. RefSeq lists its product as hypothetical. Bases 1 to 510 code for a protein of 169 amino acids. Lineage: Eukaryota; Fungi; Ascomycota; Eurotiomycetes; Chaetothyriales; Herpotrichiellaceae. The record is from RefSeq and is a predicted model, not a curated record. Gene Ontology annotation, biological process: L-methylmalonyl-CoA metabolic process. The transcript is spliced from 2 exons. Gene Ontology annotation, molecular function: methylmalonyl-CoA epimerase activity.